Molecule: messenger RNA, 3159 nt
Organism: Symphalangus syndactylus (siamang)
Lineage: Eukaryota; Metazoa; Chordata; Mammalia; Primates; Hylobatidae
Product: rootletin-like
Source: RefSeq, a predicted model, not a curated record
AGCAGCCAGGGAGUGAGUGCAGGCGGGAGGUGGCCCCCAGCUUUCUGUGGACCAGGCCCAGGGUGGCACCUCGUUCUGCCCACAUUCCAGAGGCCAGCACCCAGCAGUCAUGGUCAUGUGGCGCUGUGGGGGAGGCUGGGACAUGGAGUCCGCCUGUGAGUCCAGGAGUCAAGCCAUCGCUCUGCAGAGCCCUUUUUUUUUUUUUUUUUUCGGAGUCUUGCGCUGUGGCACAGGUUGGAGUGCAGUGAUGUGAUCUCAGCUCACUGCAACCUACACCUCCUGGGUUCAAGCGAUUCUCCUGCCUCAGCCUCCCAAGUAGCUGGGAUUACAGGUGCCAGCCACCAUGACUGGCUAAUUUUUGUAUUUUUAGUAGAGAUGGGGUCUCACUAUGUUGGCCAGGCUGGUCUCGAACUCCUGACCUCAAAUAAUACGCCCCCCACAGUCUCCCAAAAUGCUGGGAUUACAGCGCGAGCCACUGCGCCUGGCCUGCAAUGCCUUUCUUGAUCAUGGAGCUGUCAGGCCAGGCUUAGGAUAGGAGUCCUGGCAGCCCAGGGGCACCUGAAAGCAGCACGAUGCAGGGUCAAGGACCAUCCCAGUGGGGGUCAGGGCAUGAACUGGCCUGAGAGGCAGCUCUGCCCUGUGGGAGGCCAUCGAGGACAGGAGCUGGGAGAGGAGUGAGUAGGCCCAGCCUUGUGUCUUGGCGCUGCCCCAUAAGCCAGAGACACUGGUGGAAGUAGGCUAAGGAGGAUGAGGGGAAGGCCCUAGGGAAAGGGGCCUUUAUAUGACCCCCUCCAAUGAACCCCUGCCUGACCCCAUAGAAGAACCCCUGGGCUGAGGCCUGUCCUGCGUCUGGCUCAAAGUAGAGUGUCCCCAAAGCCAGCUGACUCUCAGAACUCUGCAGCUGUGCCCAGGCCCCACGCACACAAUAUGACCUGUGCUCACACACCUGCGCUAGGACGAAAGCGCUUUCCACUCCUGCCUGCUGGCACACAGGAGGCCCAGACUCACCUGUCCUGAUGCCUGUGCCCAAGUACACUGCUCACAUGCCCAUGCACACUGCCAGCCUGUCCACCCUGGGUACUGCCACCUACGUUUGUCACCCCUUCCAGGGUCUGGGCCAGAGGAAGAACUGAUUCCAGCACCUUCUCACCCCUGACUAAGGCUUAGAGCUCAGGCCCUGUACUUAUCUCACACCCCAAGAAGGAAUGUCCCUGGACGGGACCCUCGCCUCAGAGCCUGCAGGCCGGCUCCCACUCCUGCAGCCCUCAGCCCUGCUUUCAGGUGGGCCUGUCUACGUCCCCCUCUGUCCUUAACUCCAGGAGACCUUAGCUCACGUGGACAGAAAUGGAGUAGGGGGAAAGGUCCUGAAGGCAGCCCCAGGCCUGACUGGGGGCCUCCAGCUACAGGCAUUUGUAUUUGGGCACCAGCUACCCCACAUCCCAGCCAGUCAUCUCUAGGCAUAAACCCCCACCCUCCAGAAAGGAGGCUUCCUGUCCCUCUUGGGCACCAGCUCAGCCAAAAGCCAGAAAGCUGCUCUGGAGCAUAACCUGACCCCCCACGGCGAGGUAGGGCAGUCUUCUGGCUGGCACUGCUCUAGUCAUAGAAUUGACCCCUCAUCCACCUUUACCCCAAACAAGAAGUGUCUCCCUGGGUGAGGACAAAGUGGGGAGGGCAAUAGGGCUGGGGCUUAGAGCCCCUCCACCAGCCAUCCAGGGCUGUCUUCUCAGCUCCUCCCAGUGCAGCACCGGUGCCACUUUAGUAUUUAGUAGGCCACCCCCAGGGCCUCCAUCACCACAGUGCAGAACUGGAAGCCACAAUGCUUUGAAUAGUUGACGCCUGUGCCUCCUGGGAGGUCUUUGGGCAGCCCUGUGGAGAGUGAGUGAGAGGAGAGUGUGUUCUUACAUGCACAUGUUCAGGCUGAUGGCAUGGGACUGUGACCUGUCCGGUCACACAGGGUCUCAAACUCCAAGGAGCCCCACACCUGGUUUAAUGCUCUGCUGUUGCCCUCUUGCUGAUGCCCUUAUUUUUUUAGAGACAGAGUCUUGCUCUGUCGCCCAGGCUGGAGUGCAGUGGCACAAUCAUCAUUCACUGCAGCCUCGAACUCCUGGGCUCAGGUGAUCCUCCCCGUUUCUCUCCAGCCUCAGAAGUAGCUCCCACCCCACCCAGCUAAUUUUAAAACUUUUUGAGAGAUAGAGUCUCACUAUAUUGCCCAAGCUGGUCUCAAACUCCUGGGCUCCACUGGGUGCAGCGGUGCUAAGAGGGAGUAGGGGACAUGAGAUGGAAGGGCCUUGUUAUAGGAGGAAGAGCCCUGAACUAAGAAUUGCAAGAGGUGCUGAGGCCAAAGAGUCCGCGAGGAAAGGGCGCGCAGCUCACGCCCCUCGGCCUGCGGAAGGGAGGGCAAGGAGGAUUCUACGGUUCCUGGGAGGACGCGAAGAGCCAAGAGUCCCGGCGGGCCGGCGCCUGGGUAAAGGCCCCGAGGCGGGGUCCCCAUCCCUGGAAGGGCGGCGUCCACACUCCUGAGAGGCACGGGGCGCCCAGGGCUUGGACGCUGAAAGCCUGCCGGCUCCUGCAGCUUCUGGGAGCCAAAGAGUGUCAGCCGGGAGGAUCCCGCACACGGCGCUUAAUUCAGGAAGUUGUCAUGAAGUGCCUAGCACAGUAGGCACUCAGUAUGGAGAGACUUGAGGUGAUGCAGCGGCCACCCUUGCACUGGACCCUGGGAACAGUGGUGGAUGGAAGAGACAAUGCCCAGCCCUCAUGGAAGUGGGGAAGGGCUCAGCAGCCCCAGCACCUUAGAGUGCAGCCCUGGGUCUCAGCCACCAUCUCCAGGACCUGCCAUCUCCCUGGCUCCUCCAGACCUGGACCCGGAGGCAGUGCGUGGGGCCCUCCAGGAAUUCCUGCAGGAGCUGCAGAGUGCCCAGAGAGAAUGGGACAAACUUCGGACCCAGACCAGUGCCCUGAAUUGCCAGCUGGCCGAGAUGGAGGCUGAGAGGGACAGCGCAACCUCGAGGGCCAGGCAGCUGCAGAAGGCGGUGGCUGAGAGGACCUGCUGCAGCUGGGAGGGGAGCUGGCCCGGACGUCACGAGCUGUCCAGGAGGUGGGCCUGGGACUGAGCACAGGCCUGCAGCGGGCAGAGAGCUGGGCCGAGGCAGCCCUGGAGAA